UUUACGUCACGGGUAUCGAUGACAAUGUUCCACAAUGGGAAACUCCAACUAAUGGAGCCUACACUGCAACUUUGCCUGAAAAUUCUGCUGCGGGAACAUUUGUACAAAUGAUAAGUGCUACAGACGCUGACUUAGCCGGAACUGUUGAUGCUGAAGUAACUUACAAAAUAGAGGACGUAACCUCUCUAUUCGGCAUUGAAUCAAAAACUGGUAGAAUUUACCUUGCAAGAGAUGAAGUUGACAGAGAGGUCCUGGAUAAUUACAUCAUCAGUGUCUCUGCUCAUUCGUCCAAUCAGAUAGCGUCUAAAAUCCUGGGAACUGUAGCCAUCACAGUAACAGACAAGAACGACAACACUCCGACCUUCUCCCAGAGCACGUUCCAAGUAACAGUUCCAGAAGAUACAGCUAUAAAUACUGGAAUUCUAACUGUAACUGCACAAGAUCCGGAUUUGAGUACAAAUGGACAAGUCAGUUAUGCUAUUAUAAGUGGAAACGCGGGGGCUGGAUGUCCCUUGACUAUUGGCGCCACAUCCGGUGUGAUAACUGCAACCUCUAAUUUAGACUACGAGACUGCUGUUGUUUGUAGCCUCGUUGUGAAAGCAACAGAUGGUGGCACGCCUACUUCACUGUCUUCCACUGUGAAUGUUUACGUCACAAUCUCUAGUAUUAAUGAGUUCACUCCAACAUUUACUGGACCUAUUACAGGCACAGUGCAAGAAAAUUCAGUAUCAGGUGUAGCCAUGACUUUCCCUGCUGCUACAGAUGGCGACGCUGGUUUUGAUGGAUUAAUUGAUUACACACUGACGACCUACACUGAUGCUUUUGCCAUCAAAAGCACGACCAAAGAAAUUGUUCCGAUUCGACCUCUUGACCGAGAGACUCUUUCUACGUAUGAGCUCGUGCUUGUGGCUGUUGAUCAAGCAAAGGUAAAUAGGAAAACGGGUACAACUACAAUGACUGUAUUUGUUUCGGACGUAAAUGAAUACCCUCCAGACUGUGCAAUAAGUGCUGAGGUAACCGCAAGCCCACCAUUCACAAUCGGGUCGAAUGUAUACACAAUGGUAUGUUCAGACCAUGAUUCACCAGGACCUAAUGGUGCUAUCGUUUAUUCCAUAACUGCAGGGAAUACGAACACAGAUUUUCGUGUGGAAACGGACGGUCGUGUGGUCUAUAACAAAUUGCCCAGUGAUGUAAAUUAUCAACUGACAAUUGUAGCGUCCGAUUCUGCGGUGACUCCCCUUACGACCUCAGUCUUUCUCCACAUAACCUUACAGUCGGAUCCCCUUUUUAUAAACAUGCCCAGUACUGUAUCCAUUGAUGAAUCUUCUCCGCUGGGCGCUUCUGUAUUUGAUGUUUUGGGGAGCUCUGCCUCCGGAUUUAAGUCAUUUUCAAUAAUAAGUGGCAAUGUGGACAAUAAGUUUAGAAUUAAUUCUUUCACAGGAAAUGUGUUUAUAUAUUCUGCUUUAGACAGGGAGGCGACUGCUAUGUAUACUCUUAACAUCAGAAUCACUGACAUUAAUUUAUCCAAAACCGCCGAUAGCACCCUUACAAUAACAGUACUGGACAAUAAUGAUAAUGCCCCAAAAUUUGGCUCUUCAUUUUAUGAAACAUCAGUAGUAGAAAAUAUCGGAGUUGGAACCCUAAUUCAGGACUUGGUAGCAAUAGACAACGAUGAAGCUGGUCCGAACAGUGCUGUGACAUACGGUUUUGUCAGUGGAAACCUUGAAAAUAAGUUUGAAAUAGAUACCAGUGGUAAACUGAAGCUGAAAGCAACUUUGAAUGCCGAGACGACGGCAGUUUACAUGUUAACGUUGACAGCGACAGAUAACGGUACGCCACAACAGACAGGAACAACAAUAGUACUGUUACAAGUGACAAACUUUGACGAGUUUCCAACAGAAUUUUUGACAACAGGAGGAGCUUAUUCUCAUUCCCUUUCUGAGAAUACUCCUCUUGGCACGCUUGUAUUUUCUGUGACUGCCCAAGAUCUGGACGUGGGAACACAAAUUACGUACGCUAUCACAUUGGGAAAUGAUAACUCUUUCACGAUAGACCCUCAGUCUGGAAAUAUUUUUCUGACCAAGUUACUUGACAGAGAAACAACUCCAACAUAUUCAUUAACAAUAUCCGCCAACAAUGGGAAGGGAGAGGUGAAAAAUGCCGUACUCUCUUUGACUGUUACAGAUGUUAAUGAUAAUGAUCCAACUUUCUCACAAAAUGUGUACGUGACACAGGUAAUUGAGAACUACCCGGUUGGUGGUUCAGUGUUAAAGGUCACCUGUACAGACGCAGACAGUAGCGUCAACAGUGAUGUGACGUUAUCGAUAGUGGCGGGAAACACCGUGAACGCCUUCAGGGUAACCGGAGACGUUAUUGAAGUAAAUUCAGCUUUAGACUACGAAACUGUUAAUAAAUAUGUUUUGCUUAUUGAAGGCAAAGAUAAAGGUAUUCCUAGUCGAUCCUCCACUGCCACGGUCGACAUAGAAAUCACACCAGUCUAUCCACAACCAAGAUUUGCUUCUAAUGUUCAGACAAUUACCAUUCCAGAAAAUACAGUAGUUGGAACAAUUGUGUUCGAUUCAGAUGCAACAGUUGGCGGUGCAUUAGAGCUCAAAGAUCUGGCUUACGCCAUUACUGCAGGAAAUGUAGAGGGAAAAUUUGCAGUAAAUGAAAAUACCGGGGAAUUGAGUGUGAUCGGGAUACUGGAUCGGGAUACCACUGCUAGCUAUGACGUAACAAUUAGCGCUGUCAAUAUCCAACAGACAACACUGCGAGAUUUGAUCACUGUCACAGUGACGCUUAGUGAUAUCAAUGAUAAUCAACCAAUAUUUUCUGUUCCCAAGUACUCUUUUACAAUAAUGGAGUCAAGUUCCAUCAACACUAUUGUGGGAGACCUAACGGCUUCUGAUAAAGACAUCGGAGUUAAUUCUGUACUAAGUUUCUCAAUUAUUUCUGGCGAAAACAGUGCUGAUUUUGCGAUUGACACAUCUACUGGACAGCUUAAGGUUAAUGCAGUGUUAAAUGCGCCACUCAGAAGUUCCUACGCACUUAUCGUCCAGGCUGCUGAUGGUGGCACUCCAUCUUUGACAAGCAAAGCAGAAGUUGACAUAAUUGUGACAGACAUUAAUGACAAUUCACCUAUUUUUAGUCCAGAUGUGGUAAGCAUCAAAAUUAAUGAAAUUCUUAACAUCAGUAGCGCUGUUUAUUCUGUGUAUGCGACAGACGCUGACGCUGGGGCAAAUGCUCGACUUACGUACUCCAUUCUCUCUGGGAAUAAUGAUCUCCGCUUCUCUGUUGAUCCAAACAAUGGAAAGGUUCUUCUACGGAAUCUUCUUGAUCGAGAAACGGUAAGUCUGUAUAGUCUUGUCAUUAUAGCAGUUGAUGCUGGCAGCCCAGCUAAAACAGGAAGCUUAACAUUAAGCAUCGAAGUUGUUGAUGCUAACGACAAUUCGCCCUAUUUCAUUGGAGAACCAUAUUCUGUAACGCUUGGACGAGCUGAUUCAGUGGGAACAUACCUGAUUUCAAUAAACGGUAAUGACACCGACUUAGCGGACAAUGCUGUGAUUGAAUAUUUCAUUGUCAGUGGGGAUGUAUCUGACACGUUUUAUUUGAACAAAGACACCGGGCGUGUUACUACACUAACGUCACUUGUUUCAUCUCCUGAUAUAUACUCACUGGUAAUCCAUGCUAUUGACAAAGGAGUUCCAAAAAGAACAUCCACUACUUCUCUAGCAGUACGAAUUGAUCCGCCUAACUCGCCAACUGUCAGUGAUUUUUCCUUUUCAGUCGACGAAAACGUUCCUUUGGAUACAUCUUUAGGAACAGUACUUCCAGAUCCGAUACAUAACCCCGGAACAACGAUCAUUUUUACAAUUGUAUCCGGCAACUAUAAUAAUAACAUUAAAAUAGGGCUGAAUGAUGGGGUCAUUAAAGUAGCACGUGCAUUGGAUCACGAGGAGCGAAGCAAUUACUAUCUCACAAUAAAAAUUCAAGAUUCCGUUAACUCUGCACUCGUGUACAACAAAAAUGUUUACGUGAAAGUAAAUGAUCUUAAUGACAACACUCCACUUUUUCAAUCAACAACAAUUACAUUCACUAAUGUUGUUGAGAAUUCCCCAGUUGGAUUGACCAUCGGACAGAUUCCUGCAACGGAUGCGGACAGCGGACUCAAUGGUCAGCUAACCUACAUGAUAGAUCCAUCUGACAAAACUGCCCUAACGGCAUUGAGCAUAACAUCCACUGGACAUCUGACGCUUUCAAUCUCUCCAGAUUACGAAUCUUCUCCCAGAAUAGCGUUCAUAGUUUAUGCGAAAGACCAUGGUACACUCCCUCUGACUGGAACAGUUAACGUCGUGAUAGACUUAAUAGAUGUUUACGAUAAUCCACGCUCUGCGUCAGCCAAUAGUGACUCGCCAUUUUAUUCACUAGAAUGUCCUGUCACCGCACUAAAUGGUGACGUCAUAGUAAACAUAAAAGCAACAGAUUUUGGAUACACAGUUGGUCCAACUGACAGUAUUAGAUUUAACUUGAUUGGUGGAGGCACCGUGUUCGAUGUGGGGGCCACAAACGGAAAUUUAUAUGUCAAGGAUCGCACUAAAUUGUUCGCAGAAACACGGUAUUUCUUUUCGAUGGCUGUACGAAUCCAGACUUCUAAUAACAAUGUGACGGCCACUUCUGCCUUGUUCAGGAUAGAUACAAUGACCCCUAGAUCACAUAUGGUCAUUCUAACACAUAGCAUUUCUAAAACAACAGUUGAAUCGCAAAAGCACUUACUUCUUGCUGCUCUUCAAAAUUUGUUUCCCGCCAAUACAAGGGUCGGUAUAUGGAGAAUAAUCGGAACGACGACAACAGCUAGACGUCGACUAUUAGCGGAAACUUCGCAGUCCAGCAUUUAUGUUGUGAACAGUUUAUCAGCUGACACCCAAUCUGGAAUAGAGGGAAAUAAACCAUUUAUGUCGCAGGAUAACAUCUUAAAUGUUCUACGUCAAUCAUCUGAUGGCACGCCCGCUUCUGUUUUGACCACACCCACUUUUGCAACGUUUCCUGUGACGUCAGUAAAUCCCUCUUUAGAAGCUGUGAUCUCUGACACACAGUCAUGGGCGGAGACAACUGAAGGGAUUGCUGUUUUGACGACAAUAGGGGUUACACUUUUUCUAGCGGUGUUGUUUACAGUUCUCUUCUGUGUCUGUUCUAGAAAUCGUAAAUACAAGCUUGAAGCUGAAGAUGAGAAAAAUAGAAAAGGACAUACCGCCUGAAGCUCUGCCUGUUAUUCCUACCUAUCGGGAGUCAAUGCAGCAUGAAGUUUACAAUCCAAGAAAAAUUUCUAAAACAAAUGAAGUUCCAGUUCGCAAAACAAGUAAGCACGUUUCGUUAACAGAUUUAAACAACUCAUCGUCUGACGAAGAUUUGUUUAAGUUCUGGAAUAACAAUUACAGCUAACAACACCCAAGCAAGCUUUGAAUCCAAAUAGAACUUUUCCUCUUUUUAUAUUACCUAAAGAUGUUUAUAGACAUGCACCAUUUCAGUCACUCAAGGACUAAACUUUUGUGCUACACUGGUUUGUUAUACAUUAAUACUGCUUAAAAUAUUGAUCACUUUUGGUACUCAAAUCAAAUGCAUGUAUGAAAGCCUUUGUUUAUUUGCACUUAUUAUUAACUUUAUUAACGGCUUUUAAUAUAAUGUUAUGGAAACAUUUUGAUAAAAUAAUGU
Saccostrea cuccullata (small rock oyster) is the source of this 5709-nucleotide messenger RNA. Its product is annotated as protocadherin Fat 4-like. The transcript has 12 exons. Bases 108 to 5255 code for a protein of 1715 amino acids. NCBI's taxonomy places the organism in Eukaryota, Metazoa, Mollusca, Bivalvia, Ostreida, Ostreidae. Gene Ontology annotation, molecular function: calcium ion binding; cadherin binding. Gene Ontology annotation, cellular component: plasma membrane; catenin complex. The record is from RefSeq and is a predicted model, not a curated record. Gene Ontology annotation, biological process: homophilic cell-cell adhesion.